Gekko japonicus is the source of this 842-nucleotide messenger RNA. RefSeq names its product RAD9 checkpoint clamp component A (gene RAD9A). Gene Ontology annotation, biological process: mitotic intra-S DNA damage checkpoint signaling; cellular response to ionizing radiation; DNA replication checkpoint signaling. The transcript is spliced from 9 exons. The record is from RefSeq and is a predicted model, not a curated record. The annotation marks the transcript as partial. Gene Ontology annotation, cellular component: checkpoint clamp complex. Lineage: Eukaryota; Metazoa; Chordata; Lepidosauria; Squamata; Gekkonidae.
UGCAUCAUUACCGGUGGCAAUGUGAAAGCUCUGGGGAAAGCAGUGCACUCUCUCUCCCGCAUUGGAGAUGAAGUCUACAUUGAGCCGCUGAAGGAAGGGCUCUCUUUACGUGCAGUAAGUGCCUCUCGCUCGGCAUAUGCCUGCUUCCUGUUUGCUCCACUCUUUUUCCAGCACUAUGCGCCUGGAGAACCAGGGCCUAUCCCUGAUGCAGGCCCCGUCAGAUGUAAAGUGUCUAUGAAGUCUUUCCUGGCCGUGUUCCGCUCACUCUCCUUGCUGGAGAAGACUGUGGAGAAAUGUAUCAUCUUGCUGCGUCUCUGUGACAGCCGGCUCCGUGUGCAGCUGCAUUGCAAGUAUGGUGUUGUCAAGACCCACGACUUGUCGUUCCAGGACUGUGAUUCACUGCAGGCAGUUUUUGACACAGAACAGUGCACCCAUACUCUGCGUGCUCCUCCCAGGUUAUUAGUGGAUGCUGUGGUUCACUUCCCAUUGACUCUGGCUGAGGUGACAAUGGGUGCCAGCCCUGGUGGGAAAGUGACCUUCCGCAGUUACCUGGAAGAAGAGACAGAGGCUGGCCAGAUGAUGGUGACAGAGCUGUGUUUGAGUGAGGAUGAGUUCCAGGUCUUCCACGUCAAGCAGGAGACACAAAUCACUUUCUGCCUUAAGGAAUUUCGGGGUCUUCUAAGUUUUGCAGAGUCUUCAAAUCUUCCCAUUAAUAUCCACUUUGACAUCCCUGGCAGGCCAGCUGUCUUUACAUUAGAGGACCCCCUGUUAGAAGUGCACCUGGUCCUGGCAACAUUAUUGGAGCCAGAUAGUCACAGUUCCCAGAUGACCAACUGGUAAGC